Molecule: messenger RNA, 2146 nt
Organism: Salpingoeca rosetta
Lineage: Eukaryota; Choanoflagellata; Craspedida; Salpingoecidae
Exons: 8
Coding region: 409-1218 (269 amino acids)
Cellular component (GO): P-body; CCR4-NOT complex; CCR4-NOT core complex
Molecular function (GO): poly(A)-specific ribonuclease activity; nucleic acid binding
Source: RefSeq, a predicted model, not a curated record
GUACACAGAGCACACACAGAGCGAACAACCGACAGGCAGACAGUUUGUUUGUGCCAGUUCCAAUCCACACAUCCACUGCCACCGCUCACCGUAGCCACGCAUCCCAUACCAUCCAAUCCAAGCAACGCACUGGUGGUACACGACCUUCUCUUCCUUUUCGUGGCUACGCCACGCAUUGGUCUCUGUCGUUGUUCCAACAGCACGCUUUCCUCCCGUUUGUCUUCGUUUCCCGCGCCAGAAGCUUGGCCCCUGUUUCUGUUUCGUGCGUGUCGCGUGCGCUUCUGUUUUGUCGCCGUUCCAUCUUUUGGCUUCCUCCUCGCCGUCAUCUUGCUGGGCAGCGGUUCGGUUCUCAGUGCCCCCACGUUUGUGCAGAGCAACAAUUCCUGAGCAGAGGAGCAUCAUCGCAGCAUGCUUCGACCCCACGUUCCCGUGAUACCACGGGAGCCCAGAGACGUUUGGGCGUUUAAUCUCGAGGAUGAGAUCGCGCUCAUCCAGGAGACGGCCAUCCACUAUCCAUACGUGGCCAUGAACACGGUGUUCCCUGGCGUUGUCGGCAAAGUGCUUGGUGAUUUCGACUCGGGUAGCGAGCUUGUAUUGCAGGAGAUAAUCGCCAACGUCAACCUCAUGAACAUGCUGCAGCUUGGCAUCACGCUGCUGGACGAGCAGGGCAAUCUCCCGCCAAAGUGCUGCUCGUGGCAAAUCAACUUCAGAAUCGACCUUGCGGCCGACACAUACAGCCAGUCGUCGCUGGACCUGCUGCGGUCGACCGGGUUUGACCCGCUGCGUAACGAGCGGGACGGCGUGUCCCACGAGCAGUUUGCCAGCCUCCUCACCUGCAGCAACCUCGUCCUCUCCGACGACGUCACCUGGAUCACCUUUGGAGGCGGCUUCAACAUGGCGUACCUCCUCAAGAUUUUGCUUGGCGAAUAUCUCCCUUACAACUCCAGAGAGUACUUUGAGAACCUCUUCCUGUACUUCCCGCAGUUGUAUGACGUGCGGUAUCUGGCAGAUUCUGUGAAGAAUCUCAAGGGCGAACUCCUCGAGAUCUCCGAGCACCUCAAGAUUCCGCGGAUGCAAGGAAACCACUCGGCCGGCAGCAACAGCUACCUCGCCGGGAUGGCCUUCUUCAGGAUGAGACAGUCGUACUUUGAAGGGGUGAUUGAUGAGAAGUUCAAUGGUGUGCAGCACCUGUUGGAAGGUGCCAUGCCCCUCAUGUAAACGACACACUCAAGCACAGGUGUUGUGCGUCGGUGCUUCCCUUGCUUCGCUUGUUCUGUUGUGUCGUUGUGCGUUUUCUUUGUUGUUUCUUUCUUUCUUCUUUUUCUGCGGUUACACCAUGUUCCCAAGUUGCUGCGCCCAGUUCGAUGUGUGCAGCAGCAAAGCCCCCCUCCCAUCUUUUCAUCUUUGGUAAUUCGUUGUUUUCUUCCCAUCACUGUGUGUCACUUCCAUUCCUUCCUCCCCUUUUGUCUUUGCUAAUUCAACCAUGCCCCCCUUCCACCUCCGUUGUCCUUGUUGUUAUUGCUGUGCGUGUGUAUGUGUGGCGAUGCAUACAGUUGCUGCGCUACAUUCGCUUGCUCGGUCCCUUCUUUCCACUUCUCUUCUUUGUCUCCUUGCCUCUUUCCUCUCUCUCUCCCUCCUCUACUCUCUCUUCGUCCCGUGCACUCCCUUGUCUCUCUUCUCUUCACUACCUGCCUCCGUUAUUCGGAUUUCGCUUCGCGUGCAUGUGUGCGUGUAUGUGUGCGUGUGUAUGUUGUGUGUGUAUGUUGUGUGCGUGUGUGUGUAUGUUGUGCGUGUGUGUUUGUGUGUAAACUGCUAAAGCGCUUGCAGCGCGAUUAUUUCACCCAUUGCGUGCUGCACUGUUCAUAUCUGUGUUGUGUGCGCACCCUGUCCACGCUGUUUGGUGGCGCUGUUUGUUGCUGUUCUUCCUGGUGGCGGUGCUUAGGUUCGUGAUUGCCACCUGUGGAAUGAAUGGUCAAUUGUUGAGCCCUCCACGCGUUGGACACGUGUGCUGUGUGCGUGGUUUUGUUUCAUUGGUUAGUCGAAACCUCUGAUGGUGAUGCUGGUGCUGAUGGUGUGCUGACUGAGAUGGUUGUGGUGGCUAAUACACCAUGUGUUGGUGUUGGUGCAUGUUGCGUGUUGACCUGCC